UCAUCGUACUCGCACAGCAAGGAAGCUCGAUUAGCUGCUCUAGGAUCAGUAGGACUGCAGUGUUUUGUAUCGGGAGGGAAUGGAAAACAAGAAAUUUAAGAUUAACCUGGACGAUUCUGCUUUUAACAAAGAGAGAAACCCGGUCAGCAAACCUGUUACUUCUCUUUUCAAGCCCUCAUCUAAAGGAGUUCAAGGCGAGACCUCGUCUGCACAGACUGCACCACAAACCACUGGCCAGCCUUUAUCAUACGCAGAGUUUAUUGUCCAGAGCAGGAGCAGAGGUGCCCAGACAGCUGCCCCUGGACUAGAGACUCAGGAUGGGUGCAGAGAUUUGGGUUCCAGCCGUGAAUCAGUUACUAAACCAUCAGCACAUCCUGGAAAACCUCCAGCUGGAAGAAGUGAGAAGGAGGUUUCAGAACCACCAGCAGCAUCAGUGACACCAGCAGCAGCACCAGACCCCACUGUAGUUUCAGAGAGGCAGGAGGAGGAUUUAUCUGAAGAGAAGAGAAAGGAAGAAGGUCAAAAUGCACAGCUUACUGUUACCCCACAUCAGCUGGGGUCAGGAAACAGCAUUAUCGUCAGCCCACGACAGAGAGGAAACCCUAUCCUGAAGUUUGUCAGGAGUGUUCCAUGGGAGUUUGCAGAAGUGGUGCCUGACUAUGUUUUGGGGCGAACAACAUGUGCACUCUUUCUCAGUCUGCGGUAUCACAACCUGAACCCAAACUACAUCCAUGAGCGGCUGAAGCAGUUGGGACAGACCUUCACCCUUCGAGUGCUGCUCGUGCAGGUCGACGUGAAAGACCCCCAUCAUGCUCUGAAGGAACUGGCUCGUAUCUGCAUCAUGGCUGACUGCACGCUCAUCUUGGCCUGGAGCCCUGAGGAAGCUGGUCGUUACUUGGAGACGUAUAAAUCCUAUGAGAAGAAGCCUGCAGAUCUUCUUAAAGAGCAAGUAGAGAAAGAUUACCUCUCUAAGGUUACAGAUUGCUUGACUACAGUGAAAUCUGUUAAUAAAACCGAUGCCAUCACACUGUUGUCUGCGUUCUCUUCUCUGGAGGGCAUCAUUAAUGCAUCAAAAGAAGAGCUGGUGCUGUGUCCUGGACUCGGUCCUCAGAAGGCAAAAAGACUGCAUGAUGUUCUUCACCAGCCGUUUCUGAAGUCCAAAAAGAAAGACAGCUGACAAGAACCGACCUGGAUUCCUAUUAGAAAAUCUCUCAUCUGAACUCUCUAUUAGAUCCAGAAUUAAGUAUGAAUAUUAAAAGUGUGUGUAUAUAUAUAUAUCUUUACAUCAGCACACGCCAGGACCCCACAAACACCCACAGCUUCAGAAAACAGAGAUAACAGCUCAGUCUGAGAUCUGUGGCUUACUAUGGCAACUUUUAAUUCUCUUCAGUGAAGGGAUCUGAUUGUCAGAGUGUCUUUAAUUUUAAAUCAUGCCUGUAAAAAAGUAUUUUUUUUAAAUAUUCUGUGUAUCUGUUGUUUGUUACAAUAAAUAAUGUAUUUUUUUAUUGACA
Messenger RNA from Astyanax mexicanus (Mexican tetra), 1511 nucleotides. RefSeq names its product excision repair cross-complementation group 1 (gene ercc1). Gene Ontology annotation, biological process: nucleotide-excision repair; UV-damage excision repair; mitotic recombination. Gene Ontology annotation, cellular component: nucleotide-excision repair factor 1 complex; nucleus; ERCC4-ERCC1 complex. Bases 80 to 1177 code for a protein of 365 amino acids. The transcript has 9 exons. The record is from RefSeq and is a predicted model, not a curated record. NCBI's taxonomy places the organism in Eukaryota, Metazoa, Chordata, Actinopteri, Characiformes, Acestrorhamphidae. Gene Ontology annotation, molecular function: single-stranded DNA binding; damaged DNA binding.